UGUUCAGACGUUCGUCCUGGAGCAGGAAGUGAACAGCAGUGACCAUGAAAACCUCAUCUGACAGGAACCGGAAGUCCCUAAAGAAGUCCAGGAGCACCUGCAGGACGCACAAACAAAGCACUCAUGCAUAUUCUGCGUACAUUUACAAGAUUAAGAAGGAGCUGUCUGUUCUCGUGAGUGACGCCUCUUUGAUGCGGCACCUGUCCGGUGCGCAGGCGCAGGUGUGUGCCGAGGCCGCGCGACUCUCCAAGUUCAACCGGCGGCACGUCAUCACGCAGCGAGAGUUGUCCGCCGCCGCGCGCGCGCUCCGGCACCGAAGCUCGUGACGGCUGGAGAUUUAAAUGCUGCGGUUUUAGAUGUUAAUUAAAUUUAAUAAAGCUUAGCUUUUAUAAA
Messenger RNA from Carassius auratus (goldfish), 393 nucleotides. RefSeq names its product histone H2B.1, sperm-like. NCBI's taxonomy places the organism in Eukaryota, Metazoa, Chordata, Actinopteri, Cypriniformes, Cyprinidae. Gene Ontology annotation, molecular function: protein heterodimerization activity. The record is from RefSeq and is a predicted model, not a curated record. The transcript is spliced from 2 exons. The coding region runs from base 45 to 326 and encodes 93 amino acids.